This is a messenger RNA of Pteropus alecto (black flying fox), 4314 nucleotides long. RefSeq names its product zinc and ring finger 1 (gene ZNRF1). The coding region runs from base 562 to 1182 and encodes 206 amino acids. Lineage: Eukaryota; Metazoa; Chordata; Mammalia; Chiroptera; Pteropodidae. The transcript is spliced from 3 exons. The record is from RefSeq and is a predicted model, not a curated record.
UCGGCGGCGGCUGGAGCGAGAGCACGACGCAACGCGCCCGGGGCUUCCCGAGCUCCGCCUGGCCGCCCAGCGCCGCAGCUCGCCCGAGGCCUGGAGGGGUCCGGGCCGACGUCCAUGGUCGCGGCGUCCUGAGGCUGGGGACGCACCCGGCGCCCCCAACCCUUCUCUGCCUCCUUCCGUCGGGCGGGCGGCCUCCUUCGGCGCCUCCCCGCGCUCGCCCGCCGCCUCCCUCCCUCCUUCCCUGCGGCUCCCCCGGCUUUCGGGAGCCCGGGGGCGGCCUGUGGCGCGCAGAUCCCGCGCCGGACUGCGCCUCUUUGGACCUUGAGGGGAAACAUGCGUUUGGCUUGGAUCGUUUUAAAUUCUUAGUUUGGGAUCCCCGCCCGCCUGCCUCUUCCGCCUCGCGGAUUUUCUUUUCUUUUUCUUUUUUUUUUCUUUUUUCCCUCCCGGUCUCCUUUUUGACUCCUUCCUCCUUUAUGCUCGCCCAACCCUCUCCCCGCUGCUAAGAAGUGGGGGGGAGGGUCUCGGCCUCCAGGUUCCCGCCCCACCGGGGCCCGGGCGAGCAUGGGAGGCAAGCAGAGCACGGCGGCCCGUUCCCGGGGCCCCUUCCCGGGAGUCUCUACGGAUGACAGCGCCGUGCCCCCGCCAGGAGGGGCGCCCCACUUUGGGCACUACCGGGCGGGUGGCGGAGCCAUGGGUCUUCGCAGCCGUUCGGUCAGCUCGGUGGCAGGCAUGGGCAUGGACCCCAGCACGGCCGGAGGGGUGCCCUUUGGCCUCUACACUCCCGCCUCCCGGGGGACCGGCGACUCCGAGAGGGCGCCGGGCGGCGGAGGGUCCGCGUCUGAGUCCACCUAUGCUCACGGCAAUGGUUACCAGGAGACGGGCGGCGGUCACCAUAGAGACGGGAUGCUCUACCUGGGCUCCCGAGCCUCGCUGGCGGAUGCUCUACCUCUGCACAUCGCACCCAGGUGGUUCAGCUCGCACAGUGGUUUCAAGUGCCCCAUUUGCUCCAAGUCUGUGGCUUCUGACGAGAUGGAAAUGCACUUUAUAAUGUGUCUGAGCAAACCUCGCCUCUCCUACAACGGUAAGGGCUUGGCGGGGGCCUGCGAGCGAGGUUCUCCCCAGCCUCCCGUGGUGCUGGGCAGCAUUUCCACCCACCUUCCGGCCGGAAUGCCUGAGUGGUAAUGGGAAACCCGACCACUCAGGGAGUCUUGCUGUGCCAGUCGGAGAGGACGAGGAAUGGGACAAGGAAUGGGACAGAGUCAGGUCCGUGGUGCCAGGAGGUCUCUCGGGUAGCCCAGUUAAUCCUUCUGCUUGUUUUCUGCCCCGCUUGUUUCCUGGACAUCGGGUUGGGAGAUACCGCCUCCACCCAUGUGUGCUCCUGACAGCAGGAGGCUGGAGGGACUGCCACCUCUCCUCGGGGCACAGGGCGUCUGUGCCAGGGGUUCGCACAGAGCACUUACGCCCCGACGACUCCUCACAGCAGAAUAAGUACAAUAGGCAGACGCCCUUUAGGAAUCAAAAACACCGAGCUGCCACCUAGUCGCUCCACCAAGGCUGUGGGUAAGGAAUCGGAGCCCAGCUGAUGUGAGUUCAAAGCCUGUCUCAACCACUUACUGACUGUGAUCCUAGGCAGGUUGCUCAGUUUAGCAGGGCCUUGGUUUUCUGGUCCAUGAAAUGGGGCUAUCAAUACCCGGUUCAUAGGAAUUUUGACAAAAUACAGUAAGAUAUGACAGGUAAAACUCGUUAGCACAGCCUGGCACGUGGUCGGUGCUCGGGAAGUUACAGCAGCCCCGGCAGAGGCGGGACCGGCUGGCGGUUUCGUUCCUCAUUUCGCAGAGUGGACCAGUUUCUCUUUAACGCUUCGCAUCCUGUGCUGCUGGCCACACUCUGCUUUUCCAUUAUGUGCUUCGUCUGGGCAUCGUACCAUGUUCGCCAGCGAUCUGUGUAUUAUAUGAGAACUGGUACUAGAUCUAAGCGGGGUGCACCCCUACGCCGACCCUGGGCCCACCUUCUAGGAUUAAAGUCACAGCGGUUCUUAAGAGUUCUGGGACGUCACAGAGGGUCUGAGGACUGGCCCGGAGGUGAGCCUGGGUCGCUUGACCCCCAUCUCGACAGGAGGUGUUUCCUGGGCAGACUUGGCAGACCUGUCCUUGGGCUCUGGCCUCCUCAGAUCCCGAUGUCCCUUGCCCUCCACACCGCAUUAGCCUGGGCAGGCCUGAUGGUUCCAGAGUGUUCUGUGGAAUAAAUCUGAUGAAUUCGAUCCACUUGAUUCUCCUGAAAACACACCCUGCUCUUCUCUCAUCUGUUUACUUGCUCGGCCAAAAGCUCCGGACGCAUGCGGGUGGGCAGGGUACCUAGUGUGUCAGCUGCACGCAGUCCGGCAGCUGGUCAGGGAAGGCUGCGGCCCUCUCUCCAUCCCCAGCGUUUCUCUCCCGCUUCAUAUCCUCCCGGUGCCUGGGAAGUCUCUCCUGUCCCCAGUGGGCAGCCUCUCCCUGUCUCUGGGCAUGAAAACCUCUGUGUCUGAGUCUUCCGUCACGAUGCUCUGGACUUCCCAUCAGACUUCCCAGUGUGCUUCCCUUCGAGGCUGCUCCCGCUCCGCUCUGCGCUGUUCCUCGCCUCUGCCUGGGACCAUGGACGGAGAGGAGUCUUUGCCCCAGCCAUGGCCUCGGGAACUGUUCCCUUAUUUUCCACAUACGCGGAGCCCUCAUGAAGACCGCUUUUUGUCCCGUGGGUUGCUGGGGGGAGAUCUCCAUAGACACUGCCUUGUGUCAUAAGAACACAAAGCAGCCUCAGAGUGGGCCCGCCCGAGAGGGCUGGGCUCUUGGUGUCAUCAGGAAGAACUUUGCAAAGGCAGCUGUGGAGGACAGAGUGCUCUUGGGGCCACCUGAGUACUGCAUACCCCCACACCCAGUCUGGAGAACAGGAAAGGUGAGGGGCACGGGCUGUAUGGAGAACUGCGCGGUGCUCCCCGUAGGGCUCCUCCCCGCUGGCAGCCAGAGGAUGCGGUCAUUCUGCCCUGCUACCUUCAUCUCCGUAGAACAGGCUUCGAAGCCCAGUCAGAGCACAGGGCACCCGCAGACGCCACACUCAAAGUCAGAGUCCCUUUAGAACAGGAGUCCCCUGUUCUAAACCCUGGGCGCAGACCAGUACCGGUCCAUGGCCUGUUAGGAACCGGGCCGCACGGCAGGAGGGGAGCGGUGGGUGAGAGAGCGAAGCUUCGUCUGUAUCUGCAGCCGCUCCCCAGAGCCAGCAUCACAGCCUCAGCCCCGCCUCAGAGCAUCAGGCAUUAGAGUCUCCGAGGAGCUCCGAGGUCCCUGGUGCCACAAAGGUUGGGGACCACUGCCUUAAAGAACAAGGAAGUUGGCCAACCAGCCUGUGGCUGUUCUCACGCUGGUCUCAUCUUUUCCCUCUUCUUCUGAUUAAAAAGCCAUCUCCUCAGGUUGUGUGUGUAUGUGUGUGUGUGUAUAUAAACCAGAAGCUUUCAAUCCAGGAUUUCUUUUGCAAAAGUCAGUCCUUUACCACCAGAGGCAAAGAGAGAGCAUGUUGCAUGAGUCUUGUCAGUGGAAUUUGUCAUAAGGUGUUGAAGGUGCUUCAGAAACAGGGGCCCUUCUGAGUGCCCUGUUGUGAAAAGGCCUUCGGGGCUGGACCCCUCAUACUGUCCUUGUCUUUUCUGCAGACUUCAAACCCUUCCAGGUAAGAAGGCGUUAGCCGCCUGGGGUUGGUAUGUGGAGUUUCAGUCUCCGGAGCUGGUCUGGGGCCUGGUCUAGUUCAGAUCGAGCCCAGGCCUUUCGGGGUCCACAGGCCAAGCCCCCAGUUGGGAUUUCUAGCUAUUUGUUUUGGUUUUGCCAGUAGCAUAUUCUACUCCUGAUUUCUCAUCAUCCCAUCCUCUUGACUUCACUUUAUCUUUUCUUGUAAAAGAAAUAAUAGUAAUGUGAGGAGACCUUAAAGAGUCUGUGAAAUAAAUAUAGAGCUCUCAGAUCUUUCUGGUAAGGGGGCUGGGGGGAGGCUGUCCUCCUAGUGGAUAGAGAAAGAAGUGCUACUUUCUUAGGAGGAUUCACUAGAACUCCUGGUCACUCCCCUGGAGACUUCCCAUCUACACGUACACAAACUUUCUGCAGUUGCUGGCACCAGUUGGGGCAUUUUUUAUAAAACGGCGGUUAUAUAAGAUGAAACUUAGUUAGCCGCCAAAGAGAAAAAAGUAAAAACCUCCUAAAUGAGGCAGAUAGAAAGUAGUAUUUUUCUUAUUAUGAGGGUUGGCCUGAGCUGUGGGUUGGAAGGCCUCCAAUAGCCGCCUGCUAGAUUUAAAAAAAAAAA